Saccostrea echinata is the source of this 894-nucleotide messenger RNA. RefSeq lists its product as uncharacterized. The transcript is spliced from 2 exons. Lineage: Eukaryota; Metazoa; Mollusca; Bivalvia; Ostreida; Ostreidae. The record is from RefSeq and is a predicted model, not a curated record. The coding region runs from base 66 to 869 and encodes 267 amino acids.
UUUUUAUCGGACAAUUAAUGAAUUAAUAAUUGAAAUUUGUACACUAAAGAAUUUAGUUCAAAGAUAUGUUGCAGAACACUUCAAGGACUAUAAUAAGAAGGAUGAUGGUGUCUCCAUCAUCUCACUUGAUGCAGAAUAGUGUGCGUAAUCGAGUGAAUCUGCUUAGUAAUUUCAGUGUAUUUAACUCAACAAGGCACUACAGUGACAAAUCUACAGACGAUAUAAAAAAGAACAGAGUUCUCUCCCUUAAGGAUAAAAAAUUGCAGCUUCAUUUCCAUAUUGUCAAUGACCCUAGUCUAACCCCUAGGGAAAAGCACCUAAUGAUAUCAGCUCUCAUUGCCAAUGUCAAGUUCUGUGAUGAAGAGUUUGGGAAACUGAUCUAUGCUGACCCGUAUGGAAAAGAAGUUUUACAGUUUAUGAAAACAAGAAAACAAAUUCCUAUGUUUGGUAUUCCAGCCUCUUGUGUAAUGGCGUACUUUCUGCCAUACAGUAUUUAUGCCCAAGUAGCUUUAGCUGGGGUUUUGUCAGCCUUCUGUGUGUCAGAUUUCUAUAGAGUAAUGUCAGGCAUGAAGAAGAGGAUUUUCUUUAUUUACUAUGAACCACAGCAGAAAAUCUACACAGCGAUGACACUGGCAGGCCUUCAGGACUUCAUGCCAACUCAUUUCAGUGAAGAGGAAUUUCAACCUAAUAGGGAAGAAGGACCCCACAAAGUUCUAUUGCAUGGCAAGACAUUCUCUGCUUAUGAAGGGAGGGAUGCUUAUUUAAAUGACAGUUAUUAUGAAAUAUUGUGGAAAGAGAAAACUGUUGAAAAAAAUGUUAAAAAUGAAGAUAACAGUGAAACACAACAGAAAAUGUCAGCUAUUAAUUGAGGAAUAAAUUUUUUUUAUUUUUUUU